Messenger RNA from Hemiscyllium ocellatum (epaulette shark), 561 nucleotides. RefSeq lists its product as uncharacterized. The coding region runs from base 1 to 561 and encodes 186 amino acids. Gene Ontology annotation, molecular function: nucleic acid binding; zinc ion binding. Lineage: Eukaryota; Metazoa; Chordata; Chondrichthyes; Orectolobiformes; Hemiscylliidae. The record is from RefSeq and is a predicted model, not a curated record. The transcript has a single exon.
AUGAAGGCGGAGGCUUCGUCCUCUAAAGCGUCGGUGCAGGCUAUAGAGCAGUUAGGCAAGGUAGUUGAGCAGGUGACCGCCCAGACUACGGCACAGGUGGAACAGUUUGGUAAGAUUCUGGAACAGGUAGCAGCGAAAUCUACAGCGCAGGAGUUGGUCAAAACGGAAGUGAUGCCGCAAAUGUAUGCAAUGGCACCUGGUAGGAAAGGGGAUCGGAACGCUGCCCCGAGAUACCCCCGGCCAUACUACGGGCAAGGCCCCCGGGCGUGCUGGGUCUGUGGGGAAGUGGGGCAUUUUGCCAGGGAUUGCCCAGAUGCCGGGUGGGAAGAACAGGGAUCUCGGAAUGGAUAUGGAAAGGCUGGCCGUGUGAGACCGUGGGGAGGAAGGGAUGACAGAACGGACCUGCAGGACAGGGAUGGUGUCAGAAGAAGGGUUCAGCAGAAUCAAGGGGGGCGAAAAGGAGGAUGGAGGCCGGUGAGCAAUCCAGUGCAGGGAUUCGUAGGAGGGAUGAGCCCGGGGUCGGAGGAGGACCGGGGGGAGGAUUCCCCAAACCAGUACUGA